GGUCGACCUGAGCGGGACCUGGCUCACACCGCUCUGAAACUCAAUGCCGCCGCUCCGGGGCACCGGGAAAUAAGAGGCUAUUGUUCGAGACCUCCGCGUCUCCUCCGAAAGGACAUGGAACCCGAGUACGGCGCCCUGGGUCGCUGCGUGUGCUGCUUCUGGCUCGCCGUGGCCUUUGACAUCGUGGGACUGGCCGUGCUCCUCAUCGGGGUGUUCGUCAACGUGUUUUUCUACGACCUGCUCAUCUACGCGGGCGCCAUCGUCAUUUUCCUCAGCCUCAUCUGGUGGGUGUUCUGGUACUCCGGGAACAUCGAGGUGCCCCCGGCGGAGCUGGAGGAUGAUGUCGGGCUGCUGAAGAAGAAGAAGGGCGACUUGGGCGGCCUCGGCGGCGCGGUGAGGCGCAUCUCCAGCCGCUUGUCCAGCAGCAUCAGGGGCUCCUUCCGCGGGAACGGACCACCGACCGGCGGCGUCGCGACACGCUCGCGGCGGUCGGCCGCGGGGCCGCAGGUGUCCCCGCACGCGGAGCAGGUGUCCGUUGCCAUGGGCACCGUGACCCCGCAGGAUAACUUCCCGCACACCGCAGCCUCCUCGGUGGCGGGCUGUCACGUAGAGAUGCCGCACACGGCCACGGAGAGUUCGCCGACAUAGUCAACAGAGACUUAUCUGGAUCCUUGCAACACUAUACGAAGAACAUGACCUAGAGACUCCUAAGCUGUCUUCACUUGACUUCAGUUGAUGCUUCAUUUUUUUUUUUUUUUUUUUUACUGUUUGUGUUUUUGAGAUUAUGAGAAAUCAUUGAAUCAAAUCAUUCAUUGUGAUAUCUGCACACGCGUUACCGGUUGUCGAGUUUAAGAAGACCUAAGGAUGGAUAUUUUCUCAACAAAUCUUCGAGAGACUUGCAGCGGUUCAUGGUGUGAUUUCCCAGGAAAUCCACAGUGAACUAUGAGUGAGCAUCAAUGGACUUAACCAGAGAACUUGUUUACAUGUAGGUAAAAGAAACUGAGCUCAGCCCAGAUUUAACCAGAACGUCCACACCUCAAAUCUGAGCCGCCACCAAACUAAACCUGUGUUGGUUUUUACGGGUUUUUCUGUGACCGCCAACCGGGGGGGGCUCCCACGCUUUCGUUAAGUCCUGGCAAUGUAAUGCAAUAGCAAUGUUGGGGGGCCAUUCACAAAAAAAAGGUAGAGUUAGAGGUAACGUGGAGGCGAGACAGCAAACCUCAGUAACCGUGCUUAACGUUAGCAGACAUUGGAAAUGCCACAUGUCUUUCACCAGUUUUCAUUUUUUAUGUAUUUUCUCCUCUGUACCCACACAUGUCUGAGGAAUCAAAAUUGUGGCUUGUGAGGCUUAAUUAAGUCUGCAGGUUUGUCAACAAUUUUCUAUGCUAAUGGACCCCCAGAUGGCAAUUGUUUGUCUAACCUAGCAACAGUAACACAGGAAGUUUGACAAAGGGUAACAAAGGGUUUAUGCUAAUGGUUAUUUGUGUUUGGUCUACUGUAAGAAAGAAAGAAAAUGGUUUAAUUUUCAGGCUGUGUGAACUGAAAAGGUAAAACUGAUCUGUCUGCUAUGUGUGACUUUGGUUUAUAUGUAUGUUAUGUCUGUUUUGUGUGACUGAAUUGCCUUGCUGUGAUAUUGUGUACACAGUAAAUGUGUCUAGUUUGUUCUUUCUCAGGUCUUUCUCACUGAAGAACUCUUGAAUUUUGAUGACACUUCCUGAUUAAAUAUUUUUUAACCAAA
Mugil cephalus (flathead mullet) is the source of this 1738-nucleotide messenger RNA. Its product is annotated as transmembrane protein 238-like. The record is from RefSeq and is a predicted model, not a curated record. The transcript has 2 exons. NCBI's taxonomy places the organism in Eukaryota, Metazoa, Chordata, Actinopteri, Mugiliformes, Mugilidae. Bases 115 to 648 code for a protein of 177 amino acids.